UCCCCCGCGGGGCUUUGUGGGUAGCUGACCCGGGUCUCCUGGCGACGACGAUGGCGGGGGAUGUGGGCGGUCGCAGCUGCUCGAACGCGGAGCUGCUUUAUUAAAAUGAACAUGUUGUUCUGAAGUUACUUUUGUUUCCUUUUCUACAGAAGAACAUAGCUGUUGAAAAUGACGUAAGAAUAAACAAAGACAAUCUUACUGACCUUUAUGUCCAGCAUGCAAUGCCGUUGCCUCAGAGGGAUUUGCCAAAGAACAGAUGGGGGAAAAUGAUGGAAAAGAAAAGAGAACAGCACGAGAUAAAAAAUGAGACUAAAAGGAGUAGUGCUGUAGAUGGAUUAAGGAAAAGACCUCCCAUUGUAUUUGAUGGAAGUUCAACAAGUACAAGCAUCAAAGUGAGAAAGACAGAGAAUGGAGAUAAUGAUCGACUCAAGCCUCCUCCUCAGAACCAUGACUUAAUGCAUAGAAAAAGCCCUUCAGGCUCUGUGAAGUCACCACCUUUGUCCCCUGUUGGAACUACUCCCGUGAAGUUAAAGCGAGCUGCUCCUAAGGAAGAGGCAGAGACCAUGAAUAACCUGAAGCCCCCAGAAACAAAGAGGAAGAUACAACAUGUUACAUGGCCGUGAAGGAAAGUUUCCAAAAAUGUAAAUAUAACUGUAACUGUAGUUUUUCAAGCAAGUUCCUAUAUAUUGACAGUAUUUACAGAGCUCCUGAUUAUUGUGGAAUUUUCUUAAGAGGUUUAAAAUAGGUUAAAAAAAUAAAGACUUUUCUUCCCUUCC
Messenger RNA from Carlito syrichta (Philippine tarsier), 776 nucleotides. It is a transcript of the gene TSLIG2, whose product is annotated as chromosome unknown C2orf49 homolog. Gene Ontology annotation, cellular component: tRNA-splicing ligase complex. The transcript is spliced from 5 exons. The record is from RefSeq and is a predicted model, not a curated record. Lineage: Eukaryota; Metazoa; Chordata; Mammalia; Primates; Tarsiidae. Gene Ontology annotation, biological process: embryonic morphogenesis.